AUGUUGUUUGAUGACAAAGUCCCAACGCUGCUGGCUUGCAGCCAGCACGGUGCUAGGGUGCAGGAGAAGAGGGCUGAGAUGUACGACUCCAGAUUUUUCUACGAAAACCUGAAGGUUCCCAGCGUCGCCAUGGAUAAAGAACUACAGUUGCACAUUGUUAAGCAAGCUAGAGCUCAAAGUGCGAAAGAAGGUACAGGCUACAGUGAAGGAUCUUACUCAUUACUGCCCGUAGAAGUUCCUCAAAAUCACAAGCGUUUCACCUGUGACCUGACUCAAGCUGAUCGCCUUGCUCUUUAUGAUUAUGUUGUUGAGGAAACAAAGAAACAGAGGUCUAGAUCCCAAAUUGUGGAAAAUGACAGUGACCUCUUUGUGGAUUUAGCAGCGAAAAUCACCCAAGAUGAUAGUCAGAAAGGUCCAAAGUCCCAUCUUGAAAUUCUGGCUGAAAUGCGAGACUACAAAAGGCGGCGGCAGUCGUACAGGGCUAAGAAUGUUCAUAUAACAAAGAAGUCUUACACUGAGGUGAUUCGGGAUGUGAUUGGUGUGCAUAUGGAAGAACUCAGCAAUCACUGGCAGGAGGAGAACAGGCUGGAUAAUGCAGAGACAUGUGAAGGAGGGAAGUCAAAAUCUUCAGGAAGGAAGACAGGCGGUCAGCUUCAGUGGAGUCACGGCAGUCUGGAGGAAGCUACAAGGACACUGAACACAGCAGACAUAGGAGAGAGACCAGCAGGAGUCCCAGUAAACGAAAAAGGAGUCGCGAAAGAGGCAAAGACAGAGAUUCUCGGAGAAAAAGAGAGAGGGAUGAAGACAAAUAUCACAGCCAUAAAAGAAGAAAGUAGAAACCAGACCCUGAUUAUUUUGUUUUCAGCUGUUCAAAAAAUUACUUGCACAGGAACUAUUGUUACUGCUGUUGUGCCAGGGACAGUAAUGCUGUGUACAUAAUGUUGGUGCCGCAUCACAGCUGUGCGUGGAGACAAAAAUGAAACAGUGUUAAGGUUUGUCAGGAUGGAGCCAGUAUAUAUCAGAAAAUGUUUACGUGUGUGAUGCUAAUGCAUCUAUUAAUAAAUGCUAUUGAUCUCUC
Messenger RNA from Nipponia nippon (crested ibis), 1078 nucleotides. Lineage: Eukaryota; Metazoa; Chordata; Aves; Pelecaniformes; Threskiornithidae. The record is from RefSeq and is a predicted model, not a curated record.